Messenger RNA from Dibothriocephalus latus, 132 nucleotides. Lineage: Eukaryota; Metazoa; Platyhelminthes; Cestoda; Diphyllobothriidea; Diphyllobothriidae. The record is from the annotation of a GenBank genome assembly.
AUGCUAGCAUCCCUCGUCGCUCACGCCCUGCCCGAGGGAGCUCCGGCCUAUCUGGAGUCGGACCUCGUGCGCCAGCUGGUCUACUUACAGAACCUCUACUCUGUUAUACUCAGCGGCGACUUACAGCCGUGA